AAAAUCCUUACGUAAACAAUGUCAUUUUAAUAAUAAUCUAGUUAUUCAUACGAUUAAUGUUAUAGACGACAUUUUCUGUAAUAGUGAUUAAAAUAGACUCAUAAAUCAAACUCUUCUAAUAAUCUACUCUAGUAAAUAUCCUCGAAUUUCAGUUAAACUGUUAAUUAACAUUACAAUAAAAUUAUUUAAAUAAAUAAGAAUUUUAUCUUGCCGUAAAAUAAUUUUUAAGUUUAUUUAUCCGUUUAGCUCGGUAAAAUUUAUUAUUUGACCUAUAUAAACGAAUAAUAUUUUGAUCUAGAUUUUCACUAUACAAAGGGUCAUGCAUAAAAAGAAUCUUUCUCAAUUUUAAAAGAAGGAUCUAAGCGUGGAUGAUUUUUCUCGUCGAUAUGAAACAAUAUAUAAUUGAUAUCAUUCGACCGUGAUCAAUGAGAAUAUAAAGACAGCGACUAUCUUACUCUGUACGUCUGUAAAAUCGGGAUCAUUUCGGUAAGUAUAAUUUCGAGUAAAAUUGGCUCGGUUGUGAAAAUAAUUUGACAAUUCAUUUUUUAAAUUUAUAUUUGCUUUUAUAUUAUUAAAAUGUUUAUUUUACUUUUAGGAACAGGCGAAAUGUUUUUUAAGCUUAUUACUAUUUUAUUUUGCAUUUGGAUAGAUCGAAUAGAAACAGAAACGAUCAAAAGAGAUGCAGGAAAUGGUUCUUUACAUAAUAUUCAAUUCAAUAAUAAAGGAACUAUGAAAAAUUCACAUCCGACACAGUUUCAAAAUUUAAAAUAUCCAUUUCGUCCUUGGAAAUCGCCUUCGUUUAAUAGAUUCUCUUACGAAUCUCACAUGUUUCCAAGUAGCAAUUUUGAUCCCAUAACACAUACGAAUCACGAACAGAAUGUAGAAAACAGUUUCGAUCUCAAGGCAAUGGGUUAUCCCGCUACGGUAAAUAAUUUACCAACGAAUACUUUUUACGAAAAUGGAGGCUAUGUAUAUAAUAAUGGCAAUUUUAAACCUUACGAAAACAUUCUAAAAGAAAAAUACGAUUCGAUGAAAAAUACGUUUUCAAUUAUAAGAAAGAAGUUUCAAGAAGACGAAUCGCUAACUAUACUCCUUGGUCUAUUUCCGGCUGCUUUACUUUUGGCCUCUUUAAUGCCUAAUUUUAUAGUAAUCCCAAUGAAGAGAAUUUCUACCGCUUCCGAACCUGCUAAAGCGGGACAGGAUGUAGUUUUAGACAGACAAAGGCGACAUUCUCUUUUAGGAAAUAAUCCCGCAUUUCGUCUCGAUAAACGAAACGAACCACCAGAUUUCGAUCGUUCCAACUGUUUAAAAAGAUUUAUUUGCCAAUCGGCACGUCAAGGACGAAAAAAUAAAGAAAACGUCAUUCAGAAAACUCUAUACCAACUUGUUUCCAAAUUUAAAACAAAUAAGUUGUCAUUGUUUAGUUUGAAGUCAUUAUUAGAAGCUAUUAAAGGAAAUAAAUGCUACAUAUUUCAAUGUCCUUUUCACGAAAACGAAAUUUUAAAAAGAAAUAAAAAGAAAUUUUAAAAGAAUUACAUUAAACUAUGACAUUUAAUCGAUAUUAUAUUUAUUAUAUCGAUUUUAUGAUUCAUGAUAUAUAAACAACAAUA
Messenger RNA from Centruroides sculpturatus (bark scorpion), 1610 nucleotides. RefSeq lists its product as uncharacterized. NCBI's taxonomy places the organism in Eukaryota, Metazoa, Arthropoda, Arachnida, Scorpiones, Buthidae. The transcript has 3 exons. The coding region runs from base 577 to 1527 and encodes 316 amino acids. The record is from RefSeq and is a predicted model, not a curated record.